AUGGCUCUUACGAAGCUAAGUGACAAAAUGUCUCUGCAGAUGAAGAUGGCUGGGAAAGAACAACAGCAGACGGAGAAAAACAAUGGCUUUCUCCAAAACAUCGAUGCAGAUGAAGGUGCAAUGGAGAAUUUGCUAUGGGAAUGUGCCAAAACAGACCACAUCUCGGACAAAUCAGAUGAUGAGAACGGCAUUUUCUCUGAAAGCCCUCAAACUGACAUCCUUCAAGAGGAUGUGUUGGAGCUGGAGGCUGAGCAUGACCAGGACCUGCAGAGUGAACAGGAUGAGCAAGAAAUAGAUCAAAUUCAACAUGAGGACCCUCAAGUGUCCAGGUCUUUGCAGUUUUCGGAGGAAAACAUCCCUGAAUUUUUUAAUUUGCAAAUCCCUAAUGACUUAAUGCCCAUCCUUUGGUCUGUUUACAGCUUAUUAAAUGAGGUGAUAUCCCUGGAGGGCCAAAUUGAAAAGCUGGAGUCACCCCAGGACCUUGACCUUGAUCAGGGGGAAAACAUCGAGGAGAAGAUCAUGGAAAUUAAAAAGCAAUUAGGAGAAAUGGAUAACAAAUUUGUCCAGGCAGAUGCUUGUAAUGAAGCUCAUGAAUUAAAGGAGAAACUUGUUUCAAGAAUAGAGAACUUUUGCAAAGGCAUGACUGUGCUGAACACAAAGCUUGGGGUAUACCAAAUGCAAGAAGAAAACACAGACUCUCAGAAUCCUGAAGACAUGGAUAUGGGAGAAAUGGAGACCCUGCUUCUUGAGGCUCCCCCAUCCCCUUUAGUGCAGAGCUCUCCUCCCCGAAUUACAAUGUGGAAACGUGUGCUGAGAAUUUUCAUCAUGUUUUAUGUCCUCACUUUUACUGGACUUUCGUGUUACAUGCUAUUUUUUGAUGCUACGUUUAUCUUUGAAAGAGUGCUCCCUAGAAUACUUGGGCACCGCAGAAUGUGGGAACUACGGGAGAUUAUCACGCCUUUCUUGGAUUUGGCAGUGGAGGACUUGUUACCCUCCUAAAGAUACAGAAGUUGCUGUUACCCUACUGACUUUCCCCCCAAUAAAUUCCUGGCCAUUCUUGUAUUAGGGUGGUUAACUUAUUAAAAAAAAUACUAUAGGGCCAGCCGAGUGGCGCAUUGGUUAAAAGUUGG
Messenger RNA from Hipposideros armiger (great roundleaf bat), 1130 nucleotides. RefSeq names its product single-pass membrane protein with coiled-coil domains 2 (gene SMCO2). The record is from RefSeq and is a predicted model, not a curated record. The coding region runs from base 1 to 999 and encodes 332 amino acids. The transcript is spliced from 9 exons. NCBI's taxonomy places the organism in Eukaryota, Metazoa, Chordata, Mammalia, Chiroptera, Hipposideridae.